AUGGGCGGCGGUACGUCCAAGGAAGCGCCCAAGCAAGCUGCAGCGGCGUCGACGAUCGAGCCCAAGGCCGGCGGCAACGAGCUGCCCAAGCCGCCCAAGCCUAUCAAGGACCUCAAGCUGUACAUCUCCAUGUUCAAAGACGAUGCACUUGAGCUCUCGCAUGCGUCGGGUUCGGACUUUACGGGCAUGCUCACCACGCACAAACUCGCAGUGCUCAAGCAGGUGCCACCGGAAAUCUUUGUGCUGUGCCACCUCAAGGAGCUCAACGUGAGCGCCAACGAUAUUCACGUCCUCGACCCGGCGAUCGCCAACCUCGAGGCCCUCACCAAGCUCGACCUUUCACAAAACCACCUCUCGGAGCUACCGGAUGCGCUCUGCCAGCUCGCGAAUUUAUCAUCGCUCAUCGUGUCAGAGAACGACCUCGUUGCGCUCCCCAAGACCAUUGGUAACUUGAAGGCACUGACACAAAUCAUCGCCUUUAAGAACGGCAUUACAACGCUACCCGACUCGAUCGAUGGCUGCAUCGCGCUCGAGGAAAUCAACUUCUACAACAACAAGCUCACUGAGCUCGGGCCUGGCUUUUUCAAGCUCGCCAACCUCGUCGAGCUCAACAUCGCUGGCAAUGCACUGACGCAACUCGAAGCGAUACCAAACCUCGUGCGACUCAAACGCUGCGCCGCCUACUUCAACCGCCUUCGAACCUUCCCGGACCUCAACCACUGCAAGGAGUUGACUCAAGUGCAGCUGUACCGCAACCAAUUGAAGGAGCUUCCGGACCUCUCGAACCUCCCGAGCUUGACCGAAGUCGAUGUCAACACGAACUUGCUGCGCCAGAUCCCAGAGUCGCUCUGCAUGGGCAACACGAGCAUGCGCAUGCUCAACUUGCGAAAAAUCGACUUGUGGAGCUUCCCGCCUGCAUCGGGCAACUCACGGCCCUCGAGAUCCUCAACUUGGGCGGGAACGCCAUCAGCUCGCCCGUACCCGACUCGAUCGCGCAACUGCCAGCGCUCGUGUCGUUCCUCUUCGACGACUCGAAUCUGA
Molecule: messenger RNA, 1041 nt
Organism: Saprolegnia parasitica CBS 223.65
Lineage: Eukaryota; Oomycota; Saprolegniomycetes; Saprolegniales; Saprolegniaceae
Exons: 3
Coding region: 1-1041 (346 amino acids)
Molecular function (GO): protein binding
Source: RefSeq, a predicted model, not a curated record